AUGAAUACCGGUAUAGCCCGCGUAGCCGAGCAGUUGGCCGACUCCGAACUGUACUACUUGAUUGCCAAGUUCCUCGAGGGCGGCCCAUGCAAGCGUGCAGCUCAAGCAAUUCGUGAGGAAAUCGAUGAGCACAAGUUACUCUCUCAACGCACCGAUUGGAUCGGCAACAAACAUGACAUCACAGUGCAGUACAUGGAGCGGCUCUGUCCGAUCGAGUCGGACUAUCUGCUACGGCUAUGCGAGAAUCUCUGUACCGCGCUCAACACAGCUGUUCCAACAGCGCUCGCGAAGGCUCCGCGAACUCUUCUCGGAACCGGGCGUCACAGCGCGCUCCGUACGAAAGAAAGCGUCGUCUCACGGCGGCCUUUCUUCUCAACAGAACCGUUCAUGGAGCGGCGCGGUCAGAAAAUUCUCAACCCUGCAACCACCCUGUGUCCGUCGAUCGCACUCCUGACCGAGACCCGGAAACUGACGUCGAGCAGGAAUUUGCUCGGCAUCGCGCCCGUCAGCAUGUACAGUUCUUCAUCGUUGUUCCGGAGAAUCGCUGGCCAUCUGUCAGCGGUCUACUGCGUUUUAUACGAUCACACUGGAAAAUUCAUUUUCACGGGAGCCGACGAUGAUCUGGUGAAGAUCUGGAGCGCAAUCGACGGCCGCCUCGUGGCGACCCUCAGAGGUCACGCGUCCGCACUCACAGACCUGACGCUCAGUCCCGAUAACAGCAUGAUCGCGUCCGGAUCCCUCGAUAAAACCAUCCGAGUCUGGUGUUUGAAAACUCUCAGACCGGUUGCCGUUCUCAUCGGACACACGUCGAUGGUCACCUCCCUGAAAUUCUGUCCGUCGGUCCUCUACGAUAGGUCUUUCCUGGCGUCGACGGGCAACGACGGCAGUCUGUGCUUCUGGGAAUACGAUGCCAAGAAGAAGGAGUUCCAGAAAGAACCACGGCGCUUCACCGACCGCGCGAAAGCCGGUGCUCAACUCCUGUGUCAAUCGUUCAGUCCAGGAGGGUCCCUGCUGGCCACAGGAUCCGCGGACCACUUCGUUCGCAUCUAUCAGAUCUUCAAGCCGAGCGGUACUCUCAGCUGUCGACGGGAACCGGAACGUAUCGCGGAGCUGGCCGCGCAUACCGAUCGCGUGGACUCGAUACAGUUCGCCAACAACGAUACGAGACUCAUUUCUGGCUCGCGGGACGGCACCGCGAAUAUCUGGACGUUCAAGGCGAAUCGCUGGACGAACAUCACGCUCAAAAUGACCACCAACCUCGAAGGCACCUCGAGAGACGAUGAGGGCGCUCAUUCAGAACUAGUGAAAAUUAAAAUGAAAGUCAACAUGGUAGCCUGGACCAAAGACGACAGCAAUGUCCUCACAACCGUCAGCGAUCAUUCGGUCAAAAUUUGGAACAGCUGUUCGGGUCAGCUGCUCCGGGUCCUCAAAGGCCACGAAGACGACGUCUAUUCCCUCGAAUGUCAUCCGACUGAUCGGCGAAUCCUCUACACGGGAGGCCAUGACGGCAGAGUGAUCAUCUGGGACAUGACGGCAGGCAAAGCGCUGAAGACGUUCCUCAACUUCUUCGAAGGCCAAGGUUUCGGAGCCAUGUUCGACCUGAAGGUCUCGCCUGACGGAUUGACAUUCUGUGCGACAGACUCACACGGUCAUCUCUCGCUCUACGGCCUGGGCAAUGGUGAAGCGUACGCGAAAGUGCCAGACGAGCAGUUUUUCCACACAGACUACCAACCGCUAAUCCGGGACGCGAACCAAAACGUUCUCGACGAGCAAACGCAGGUCGCUCCGCAUCUGAUGCCGGCGCCCUUCCUCGUCAACAUCGAUCUCAGACCUUAUCCACCGAAUUAUCAGAGGCUCGUUCCAGGCAGAGAGAAUUGCCCGGACGAGUUGUUGAUCCCCGUCGAAGCGAGAGAUCAAAAUCAGGAGCAAGACCCGAACCGACGGCCGAACAUCGACGACAUGAUCCAGAGACUACAGGAUCAACAGGGAAACAACGCGAGAGCCGGCCGGGCUCCUCCGACGCCUUCGAGCAGAGGAGGCAUGCGUCGCGAAGGCGAGGUCGAAGGAGUUCGACAGGGAGGCAAUUGGGGUCAAGCGAACAACGCCAUGAAUGUCCCGAGGAAGAAGAUUGUGGUCCCGCCCCUGAGUGCGCCGGAGAUCGAACGCGAGUUGAAUCGGACCUCCAUCCUCGCUGAUUUCGAGAUGGUAGAUUUCCAUAGGGAAAAGAAACGGGAACAGCUCGAGGCCAGCAGCGCCAAAGCUUACGGUUUGCGGCAGAACAAGGAUAGGAGUUCUCUGACCAACGGUUCUUCGAGAAGUCGUCGCGGGGUCGUCACUCUCAAUGAUCUCCACCGAUCGAGUGGUCGAGCACUCCGGAGCUCGGCCCCGAUCGAAGACAUGGAAAUCGACGACGAUGAGUUCGAUGAGGUCGGCGAGAGCGACUCCGACUACGAGCAAGACUCGCCUGGUCGGGAGCGGACCAGCACCGGCCGCUCCCGCAAUAGGGAUACCGAGAGGAACGGUGCCAGACAGAACGGUCACGCCGCAGCUGCCAGCUCCAGUCGAGGAGGUACGCGCAGUCGCCGCCUCGUGGUCCGCGAAGAGGCUCAUAGCGCGCCAACUUCAACCUCGGGAACCGAGGAGGACGAGGAGGACUCCGAGGGCAGCAGCCAGGACGAUGCCGAGGAGGAUCAGCGUUCGGACUCCGAACAGAAUCAGGACAGCACGGAGGCAGAAGACGACCAGGAGCAGGACGAUGACGAGGAGGAAAUCGAGCAGGCUGGACCUUCGUCUCGGCGGAGACCUCGCGAGCUGCAGGAGAAGUUCCGUCCCCCCGAUUGGCUGACGGACGUUAUGCCUCGGAGAACGCCUUACCUUCCCCAGGUGGGAGACAUUCUCAUGUACUUCCAGCAGGGGCACGAGCUGUACUGUGAAGCGGUUCGCCGUCGGCGUCUGUACAAACUGGGCAAAGAGCAUCAAUUCCAUUGGAACAAGAAGCUCCGAGAGCAGGAGAAGGUUCGGGUGCUCGACGUGAAAUUCGAGCUCCUCCCGCCGAGAUUGUGUUGUGUGAAGGUCGAGUGUACCGAUCCGGGCAGUCCGAACAGCGCGGACGCUUUCUGGAUACGUUAUCACGAUUGUUCGGACGUCAUCGAUUUCCUAGUCCUCCAUCAAAUUUUCCAAACUGCCAGGGAGCGCGACUGGAAACCAGGAGACCGUUUCCGCUCAAUCAUCGAAGAUCAGUGGUGGUUGGGCACCAUCAAAACACACGAACCCAUCCAGCCCGAAUUCCCCGACUCCAUGUUCCAGUGUUUCAUGGUGAAAUGGGACAACGGCGAAGAAGAGCGGAUGAGUCCUUGGGACUUCGAGCCCGUGGAUCACACUCGACUGCCCGUGACCCAGGGCAGCGGGGUCGACAUCACUCCGGGAGAACGAGAGGCUCUGCAGUACGUUCCGUCUCAAGAGGACUUCGACACCGAGUCCCGAGACGCGUUCCGGACUCGCAUGAUGAAGGGUCUCGACGUAAUCAUGACCUUGUCCAUAGCGGAACCGUUUUUGGUGCCUGUUGAUCUCAAUAGCUAUCCUGCAUACGCGACGGUGGUGGCUUAUCCGAUGGAUUUGACGACGAUCAGGUCGCGUUUAGAUAACAAUUUCUACCGACGCAAGGAGGGAAUCAAGUUCGAUGUAUCCUACAUUGGAUACAACGCGGAGAAGUUCAACGAAUCCUCGUCUGCGAUAGUGAAGCAAGCGAGGCUGUUGACAAGAGUGUUGCUGCAGUUCAUUAACGAUGUGAAUUCCGAAGACCCGCUGUCUAUUUAUCAGAGGCUCUCGAGUGGAGACCAGACCACCCGAGGCGAUCUGAGCUCCGACGACUCCGGGGGACCAGGCCCGAGCAGGAAAUUAUAUUUGAAUGGUUACAACGAUUCGAAAAGUCCAGGGAAGAAAAGCAGAGAAGAAAUUCGACGGCCGACCACACGCACGACUUCGAACUGGAGAGAACAGUGCGCUACACUCGUGGCGCUGCUCAUCCAGCAGGAAGAUUCCGAGCCGUUCAGAGCGCCCCCUGAUCUCGAAGAGUUCCCUGAUUACGCUGAACUCAUCAAAACCCCCAUGGAUCUCAGUACUGUGAGCGACAAAUUGACGAAUGGAAUUUACGGAACGCCUGAGGACUUCGCGAAAGACAUGCAGAUAAUUUUUGCUAACUCGCGAACCUAUAACACGGAUAAACGCUCUCGGAUCUACACGAUGACGCUUAGAUUAUCCGCUAUGUUCGAGACCCACAUGCACGGCAUUAUCCUCGAUCACAAGGCUGCUAUGAAACGCUCUAAAACUAGGAAAACUUAUGAAGAGGAGGAGGACAGCGACGAAGAGAAGUAUUCCAAAAGAAGCCAUACUAGACUUCAGAGAUCCAAUCCGAGGCGGAGUAAGCCGUCACCUGCGGAGACGAACGGCCAUAGCAGCGGCAGCAGUCAGACACACAGCAGUGGUAGCAGCAGUUCCUUCACGAAGCGCCGGCGCCCUGUCGAGACCGAAGAAGAUGAGGAGGUCGUCACAAAAACCACCAGUACAAGAUCUGGGCGAGUUGUGCGACCCACUCGUUUCAACGAUAUGGUGUCGAUGAGUGACGAAGAACACGAAGACCGCCAAAGAUCAACGAGGACCGACACCCGAUCCAUGGCAUCCCGGAAACGGAAAAUUACCACGGAGACGGAAGACGAAAAAGAAGAUUUGAGUUCUGAGGAGGUCAGGCCCAGGGUUCUCACCACCCGUAGUGGACGGACAGUCAAACGCAACCGUUCUUCGACAAGUGCCUCAACGUCUUCGUCGGCCGCGUCCAAUACUUCGGGUAAUAGUCCCACGACGAGUACCUCGGAUGAUUCCAGCCUUAGUCCGCGGAAGAGGUCGGCAGCGACCCCGGCUGCGUCAGCAUCCUCGAACAAUCGUAGAACGUCCAACAACGAAAGAUCUCGCGUUCAACCACGGAGGAUCAAAGUAUCAACAGAAGAAGACGAAGACGACGACGAAGAGGAUGAUGACGAUGAUGAUGAGGAAGAAGAAGAGGAAGCGGGUGCUGACGAGGAGGAGGAGGACGACGCAGCGUCAUCCGAAGAAAUCACCACCGAGGAGUCUCCGGGGGCUCACGAUCGACGCUCGACUCGAGCUCGGAGAUCUCAAACCGCUAGUCGUACGACAACGCGGGAGACGAGCGACGACUCGACGCCCCCGAGACGGUCGUCCCGACAGAAGAAACCCGUUCCGUCAAAACGCAAUGUCAAUAAUAACGUCGGUAGCGGAGCUCUGAGCGAAAGACCUGUAAGAGCAGCUCGAUCGAAACGCCUUCUGACGUUGGACGAGGACAGCGAAGACUAUGACAAGGACUACGAAGAGAUCGCGUCGUCGAGGCCAAAGCGGAGUCGGACGCGAAUGUCGAACGGAAGCAAUUCGAACCAUUUCUUUGAUUGA
Galendromus occidentalis (western predatory mite) is the source of this 5460-nucleotide messenger RNA. It is a transcript of the gene BRWD3, whose product is annotated as bromodomain and WD repeat-containing protein. NCBI's taxonomy places the organism in Eukaryota, Metazoa, Arthropoda, Arachnida, Mesostigmata, Phytoseiidae. The transcript has 10 exons. Gene Ontology annotation, biological process: regulation of cell shape; cytoskeleton organization; regulation of transcription by RNA polymerase II. Gene Ontology annotation, cellular component: nucleus. Gene Ontology annotation, molecular function: protein binding. The record is from RefSeq and is a predicted model, not a curated record. Bases 1 to 5460 code for a protein of 1819 amino acids.